Messenger RNA from Porites evermanni, 4051 nucleotides. Lineage: Eukaryota; Metazoa; Cnidaria; Anthozoa; Scleractinia; Poritidae. The record is from the annotation of a GenBank genome assembly.
AGGCAUUUUCGUUUCACAGAUUCAUCAGUGCCACCAGAGAUUCUUGCCCGAGGACCUCGGGCUCAACGUGCUUACGAAAGGGCUUUGCAGAUCGGGAAAGUCAAAGUAUACCGCGGCCGCAUCAUGAUCCUUGGUCAAGGCCGUGCGGGAAAGACAAGUCUGAAGAAAUCCCUGCUUGGUUUGCCGUUUGACCCUCAAGAAAACAGCACAAUAGGUGUGGAAGUUGACCCUUCCAGAUGUGAACUGGACGUUGCUCAAAUAAAGAACUGGGAACCUAUAGAAGGGAAGAAGCUUGAUGUCUCUGAUUUUGCUGAGUACAUGGCAAAGUUAGUCGCCAGAGAUUUAAACGAAAUAGUUGAUCAAGAAAAGGUUUCGUCUGCGGGUCCACCUUCACAGGAGGAGGUAGUGUUCUAAUUCUAAGCGAAUAAUGUAAAAUACGCUUAAACUCCAUUACGAGGUUAACUGCCAGCUUGGAGGAAGUAGCCUUAAAUGAAGAGUGAUUGUUAAGCGGCAAAAAAAAAAAAAAGUGUCAAUUGCUUGCGACCAAGGCCCCGUCCGCACGUAUCCGGAUAUUUUUUAAUUUGACAUCCCCAAAGAAAUUAAGUUCGCUAUGUUUAGAAGAUCAUCUUCGCAUUCAGUGACAAACUAGAUAGUAGACUUUUAAGGAACAUAUUUACUACGACGUACUGCAGGACUUUUCGUUAUAAUAUAUGAGAAUAGAACUGUCGUUUAUGACCGCGUUUUACAUUUAUUUUAGUUACUGCAUAACAACCUGCCUACUGCUUCUGCUACUGUUGCUGCUGCAGCUGAGUCAACGUCAGAUACCAUCAUGGUUAAGGAGGUGGAAGAGGAAUCUUCUGAAGAUAGUGAUCUAAAAUAUAGCUAUCAAGCUGAGCUCAAUAUCGGCAGCACCUCAGUCGUACCAAAUGACGUUAUCGAAUUGGUUGUCCGGUACCUAAAGAAUCUUAAUUUAGAAGAAGACAUCAAAGGGAAGGAAGUGGUUUUAACGCUCUGGGAUUUUGCAGGUCAACACCUUUACUAUGCGUCCCAUUCUGUGUUUCUUUCCCGGCGAGCAAUUUACAUCUUAGUGUACAACCUCCAGAAGAGCAUAUGUGCCAAAGCAGAGCCUCGUGUUAGGCAAGGCACUCAUGAUGUUGUUCUGGACAACCCAAACAAUGAGACCAAUCUAGAUCAUCUUUUGUCUUGGUUGGUAUCUGUGCACGCCAUUGUGCCCCAAGCGGAUCAAAUCGGCAAAGACCUCGAUAGCCAAGCGACGAUUGUACCUUACCUACGUCCUCCGGUAAUCAUUGUGGGUACAAAUGCUGAUCAACCGUUUGAAGAUCCCAGGGCCACGGAAAAGUACAUCCAGAGGAGUGUCUCGGGCAAAACAUACGAGAAGCACGUGAUUAGGCCAUUCUUUGCUGUUGAUAACACCAAGUCGAACAAAGACUUGGGAGUUCAAGAACUGCGGCGAAAAAUCAUGGAAGUUUUGAAUCAAGAGCCGUACAUGGGAGAGGAGGUACAUCUCGGGCAAAACAUACGAGAAGCACGUGAUUAGGCCAUUCUUUGCUGUUGAUAACACCAAGUCGUACAAAGACUUGGGAGUUCAAGAACUGCGGCGAAAAAUCAUGGAAGUUUUGAAUCAAGAGCCGUACAUGGGAGAGGAGGUACCGCUGAGGUAAAAUGCUGCGUUAAUUCUUUAAAUGUCAUACCAAACUGUUUUCCAAGGCCCGUUUACACCGCACAAAAUCUAGUCAAAGCCAUGCAUUAAAUUCUUCCUUAUUCUGAGCUGCCAACAACAAUGCGUUAAUUUUAAUAAAUUCUUGGAGAUCGAUGUAGGAGCUUUCUCAAAUUUAGAAAAUUUGAUUUAAUUUCAUUAACUGUCUUUAGGCACUUUACUAGAAAUACCAGUUUCUUUUCCUAGUCAUGUUUCUUGGAGGUAGGGGGUGCAAAAUGUGUGAGAAGAUGACGUGUAAACGUCUGCAUGGUGCAUUCCUUAGGUGGUUCAACUUUGAAAAAGUUGUAGAAGCAUUAGUGGCCAAGGGAACCUACCACAUGGAUCUAAAUGAGCUCCUGACUGUCACAAGACAGGUUUGCCGCAUCUAUGACGGGGAUGAGUUGACAACCAUGUUGAAUUUCUAUCACGACCUUGGCGUGAUUGUUAAACACGGCCAGACUGUGGUAUUGCAGGCGCAGUGGUUGAUUGAUCUCUUCAAACAGCUGAUAACUGUGCGGCCUUUUGAUGAAGUUGUAAGUUAUGUCUGUUGAUAACGAAAUUACAAUACAAACUUUAAAGUGAUUCUUUGAUGUUUUUGUUACACCGAAAAUAAUGUAACUCCAUCCAGUGGUAUCAUUGCCAGUCGCCCCUUGAGAAACAAGAAUGGAACUGGAGCCGAAAUGCCUCCCGCAGUUGUUUCUGGGAUCGUUGCUGGGGACUCGCCAGUCAGCUAUUGGCCAUUUUUCCCCUCAGUGUCCCCAGUAACAUUCCCAGACGUCUUUGCGAAAGUUCGUUCGACCAAGUUUUCCUAAGCGUUAGAUCCAGUCGGCCUAAACCCCCUUCGACACCUUAUGAAAUUUGUAUAACCUAUUAUUCCUUAUCGCUUCGGUAUUCCGAUUAAGGGUAAGCAACAAUACUGAUUAGGGUUAAGCACUGACUCCAAACGGUUACCUUCUAUUAAGGGUUAGAGUUGUUGCAAUAUAGCUUCAAAUCAAACCAACUCCUGCCAGCAAAUCCUCAGGCGUAUUGGCAUAGGUGAUGGACUACAGAGAUUAAGCUGCAAGUUCGAUUCUUACUCUCGCGCUUCUGGAUUUUUUUUACCGUAAAAAUUGAAGAGACUUUCAGGAACAUUUCCUGAGCAGGAAUGUCAAGGAACCUGGAAAUUCCAUCUAAGUGUAGUGUAGAAACAAUAAAGCAUAAUAGAUUGUGUAAACUUCAUAAGGUGUCCAAGGGAUUUACACUGAUGGGAUCAAUUUAGACCUUACAGAUGCUAUUGUUUAUCAUUCCAUUUACGAAUGUGAAAGACAGUCAAAGAAUACGCAAGAAUGUUUUGUUGUAUUGUUAUUUAGAAUGCCGUAUCUUUUGCGAAAUCUUCGCAAACCUUCAGCGACUAAAAAAAGGAUUGUCGUUUCCUAUUAAUGACAACAUUGUUAGCUUUUGCCCUUUCUUGUCUGAACAUAGCAAGGCUAAUUUUUUUAAAUUUUAGGUGAGUUGUUUAAAUUAAACUUCUUUUUUCUUUGUAUUCAGGAUCCUCUGUUUUCAGAGUGUUGGCUUGAGCUUGAGCACAGCGGCAUUCUAAGGAUGGCUUUGAUUGAUCACAUUUUUGCAGAAUUUAUCCAGAAAGGCCUGAGUAAGCAGGAUAUUUUGGACAUGAUGGAGGUCUAUGGAUUGGUAACAAAAUUCUUUUGUUGGUCUGCAGAAAGUGAACAGGAGCAAACUAAGUACUUUGUUCCCUCUCAGCUAAGAUCAUCUCCGUCAGGUCUGUGCGAAUUGAAGCCUUCUGAAAGCGAUCCAUGUCCGUUGUACCUGCACUUUCUUGACGGCUUUGUUCCUAACGGGUUUUUCCCUCAGCUUUUGUCAAAGUGUAUACACUGGUGUUCAAAACAGCGGUUAAAAGGACCACCUCAGUUAUUCCAAAACGGCGCAAGGCUUCUCAUCGGAGUGCAUGACAUUUUUGAGCUUAUUCUUCUCUGCAGAAAGAGAUUCAUCAAGGUCUUGUUAAAGAAAAAAACCUCUUCUAAUUCUUCAGCAGGAACAUGUGCUACUCGAUUGAUGGCUAAUAAGGUUCGAGACUCUAUCGAAGAAACUUUGCAAAGCUUGUCUCGUGAGCUAUCCUGGUUAUGCAACCUUCGCUAUGAACUAUGUGUUUUAUGCGCCUCUUGCAGUGAGCAGUGUAGAAAGCAUGGCUUAGUAUCCUGUGAUCACGACGAUUGUCAGCAUCUUCUGCAGGUAACCCCUGGGGAGGAGCUGUUUUGUUUGAGGAGCUUCUGUGAUAACACAGUGAAAGUUCAUGGAUUGGAGAAAUGGUUUCAUCUCACUGAGGUAAAAAACUAG